Pedinophyceae sp. YPF-701 is the source of this 339-nucleotide messenger RNA. Lineage: Eukaryota; Viridiplantae; Chlorophyta; Pedinophyceae. The record is from the annotation of a GenBank genome assembly.
AUGCUGUCGAACCGCGAGUCCGCCAGGCGGUCCCGGAGGAGGAAGCAGGAGCACCUCCAGAAGAUGGAGGAUGAGCUCAGACGUGCACACGACGAACGCGACGCCGCGAACAAACGAGUCGAGCAGCUGCAGAAGCAGCUCGACGCCAAGAGGAUGAAGUGCGAGGAGCUCGAGAGCGAGAACGCCCGCCUCGUGCAGCACCUGCAAGCGCUGGGCGCUCUGCCACAGAAGCGCCCGGCGCCUGGCCUCGAGCAGGCGGAUGCACGCGCGAAGAAAGCGCGUCGAUCCAAGCAGUCGACCCCGGAGGUGCAGCAGGACGACGGGACUGUGCAGGUGUAA